Penicillium egyptiacum is the source of this 444-nucleotide messenger RNA. The record is from the annotation of a GenBank genome assembly. Lineage: Eukaryota; Fungi; Ascomycota; Eurotiomycetes; Eurotiales; Aspergillaceae.
AUGUCGCUCGCAUCCGGUGUCCAGAUCCAGGAUGACUGCAUCACUGCCUUCCAAGACUUCAGCCGGAGCCACGGCAAGACCAAGUACAUCAUCUACAAGAUCGCCGACGACAAGAAGUCGGUUGUCGUAGACUCAGUCGGCAAGGACCAGGACUACGAGGUCUUCCGCAACGAGCUCGCCAAUGCCAAGGACAGCCAGGGCCGCGUCGCCCCCCGUUACGCCGUCUACGAUGUCGAGUACGAGCUUCCCGGCGAGGGCAAGAGCAAGAUUAUCUUCAUCUCCUGGGUGCCUGCCGAUACCCCCACCCUCUGGUCCAUGAUCUACGCCAGCACCCGUGAGGUUCUCAAGAACGCCCUCAACGUCGUCACCUCCAUCCACGCCGAUGACAAGGCCGAUAUCGAGUGGAAGACAGUCCUGAAGGAGGCCAGCGGUGGCAAGGCAUAG